CGGGGGACGGGGGGUGGAGCCCGGGAGAAGAUGGCGGUUUUUCGCUGUAGGCGAGAUCCCUGCGGCGUUAUCUGCCUGAUUUUAACUUAUUUCAGCGUGUUUUAUGCGGACUAUGUGGUCAUACAGUACGUACUCAUCCCCGCCUUCUCGGACCUCCGCUCUCAGUCGUCUCGGAUGAACGAGCGGGGCUGCGAGGGCUGGACGGUGUGCAGUCGCUGCGAAACCUACAGACCCCCCAGAGCGCAUCACUGCCGCGUCUGCCAGAGGUGCAUACGCCGCAUGGACCACCACUGUCCCUGGAUCAAUAAUUGUGUCGGGGAGCUAAACCAGAAGUAUUUCAUCCAGUUUCUCUUCUACACUGGUAUGGCCAGCCUGUACUCCAUGGUGCUGGUGGUGUCGGCGUGGGUGUGGAGAAUAAGGAACGAGCGAGGCGGUGACGCAGAGAAGGAAAGCGAGGAGAUGCCCAGCAAACACCUGAUAGUGGCGCAUUACAUCAUCCUCCUCGUGGAGUCGGUGCUGUUUGGUGUGUUUGUCAUGGUCAUCUUCUACGAUCAGCUGGUCUCCAUAAUCACAGACGAGACUCCCAUCGAGCAGAUGAGAAACAGGCUGAUGAUUAAAGACAGGGCUUCUUCGUCCUCUUCAUCCUCCUCCACCCCCUCCUCACAGCUGCCUCACCACCCUUCACACACCCGCAAGCCGAAGCUGGCCCUGUUGCGGGAGGUCUUUGGGAGAGGGUCGGUCUUUUGCUGGCUUCUCCCGCUCCACUCCAGCCCUCCGUCAGUUGGAGGCAUCACCUACUCCGCCCUGCCUGACUACGACGUCUGACCCGUGGGCACAAGAGGGGACGGAGAGGAGAGAGAAGAAAAAGGGAAGGCGAGGGAGGUUUUUGUGUGCUUGUGUGAGCGCGUGAAUGAAUUUUUUGCAUAUUUAUGAUGUCUUAUCUCUGGAACUGAGGGGGUGAGAGUAAAAGGGAUGAAGGCUGAGGUGUGAAUGAAUGAAUGAAGAAUGAAUAAUGCAAGUGUGACACUCCUCCAGGACCUAAACACAAUGUUUUUGCUCAUGAAAACCUAUUUCUCAUCUUUCCCGGCACAAGGAAAGAGCACUGACCGCCCCCUCCGAUGUCUCCUGAUGUGCAGUUUUAUUACCAGCAGUUAUAGGAAAGAGCUACUGGUGUGACUGGUGUGGCUUUUAGACAGUUUCACACUAAACAGACUGAAUUAAAAAGGUCUAAAUAUAAUGUCCACUAAACCCAACGACAGACGCUGCUAAAGAGACGUAAAUGCAACAUGCACAUCAAGUGCAUCCAAAGCUGUGGGAGGGGGGGAAAUGAGAUGCGCAGUCGCUUUAAUGUUCUUUAAAGAGUAACUCAAAAACAGGUACAAGUCACCUGACCAGGGUUUAAAUCCUGACAGGCGAAGAACAUGACCUUGUGAUUCCUCGUGUUGUGAGGGUGAGUCGAUGCCUGUCUUUCAUGUUCAGUUGAUACACUGAUCACCAUCAGCUCUGCCUUUAACAAUAGAUUUCAUAUCAGCUGAGUUAUGAAACUGAGCUUGGCGUCAUACUUGUGAGACAUCUCUCUGCUUAAAAUUUAGUUAAACCUCCAGAUUUUUAUUCAUGGAAAUUACUUUUCUAUUCAGUUCAAUUCAGAUUUAUUUGUGUAGCGCCAAAUCACAGCAACAGUCAGCUCAAGGGGCUUGUAACGUAAAGACCCUCCAGUAAUACAGAGAAAAUCCCAACAAUCACAUGACCCCAGUGAGCAGGUGAAACUACACGACCAGCUUUGCAUAAUUUAAAAUUAAAAAUAAGCCUUAUUUAUUUUAAAUAAAGCUCCUCCCACUUUAAGACAGCGUUCUUCUCAUUGGCUGCCCCUGGUCACUCUGUGCAUUUGUGUAUGUGUGAAACGUAUCAUUUGUACAGACAGCGUGUAACCUCAUGUGUCCGAAACUUCCUCCAAAUAUGUGUAUGGAGUCGUUCUUUAAUCCCGUGAGUGUAAGAAGAGGAAAACCCGUCCUUUGAGUUACUCUUUAAUUAAAAUGCCUGUGACGUUUCAGCCACUGUGACCAGCUGAUGUCCACUAAUAGUCGCAUAUCAGUCAAAUCCCAGUGCUUUACUGCUUUAUUCAACCAGUAUUUAUGCUGGUGAUUGUUUUACCACUCAAGCUUUCAUUAGCCUCCACAGGAAGUUUCUAAAAUAGGUCAGUUCAGCUUCCUGGUUCAUCUCAGUGUUUCUUAAUCAUACACUGCAGCACGAAAGAGAGACUAUUUGAGUUUUUAUGUACUGUCGAGCUUUAAUUAUUCGGGAUGCACUGGGUUUCCGUUUGUUUUCCGUCCACACUGGUGACGCCUUGUGGUGCAAAACAUGUCAAGCUUUAAAUUUUGUUUAUGCAACUACUGUUUACCAUGGUAUGCUUUGUGGCCAUAAGUACUUAUGCUUCUUCAAUCUACGCUGGUGUUCAACCAGAAAGUUUAUCCACAGGGAUAUUUGUACGUUUUGAUGGUGGGGCUCUAUUGGGAAUAAGCCCUCUAAUUGAAGCAUCCAAAUACUUUUAGUCGCAUAGUUUAUUAACGUGUUUACGUGGAGGGCAAUUAAUUAUCUAUUUUUAUUCUCAUGCUCAACCAAUCUUAAAUUGUUUCUAUAUUUAUAACAUUCAUUUGUUUUAUUCUGAAACAUAAAUGCAUUAGCUUCCUGUGCAGUCAUGUCCAGGAUGACGAGCGUGUGUGGGAAUGCUGAAUUCUUGUUUUGGGGUUUUUGUUUGUUUUACUCCUCAUUCUUCUGUUUGACGUGCUACUAAACUUUGUUACGUUUGCAGAUUUCUUACACUAUUAUUACGCACACAUGCACACACACAUAUAGUUUGGUGCAAUUGAAGGUAUAAAAAAGAAGCUGCUUUGGGGGGGAAAGGAUUUACUACACUGAAAUCUGUUUGACAGUGAAACACAAACUCAGAGUUCACCAGUGAGUAUUCUGCUUUAUCUCAGUGAAGGGACGACUCUUAACUUAUUUAUGGUUUCUAACUAUUCUGUGGAAUUAACUCUAACAAGUGUGGGUUUUUAUGUGAGGGGUGGGGCUGCCUUUCACUGCUGACCUGUUACUUGGAUAUAUUUGAAAGUAUUAAACCUUAAGUGACCAGAGUCGGGCGAUUUAUCAGCACAUUGUAUUUUUUAACACAGGAAACAGUCUCAAAUGGAUGAUGGUGAUCAUGUGAUACAUUUUAUAAAGUAAACUGGUGGCUUUGUAUUGGAAAGAGUCAGACGUCAGACAUGAAGGCAGCUCCACCCUCUGUGUGUU
Molecule: messenger RNA, 3288 nt
Organism: Neolamprologus brichardi
Lineage: Eukaryota; Metazoa; Chordata; Actinopteri; Cichliformes; Cichlidae
Source: RefSeq, a predicted model, not a curated record